CAUCGAUUAGAGGAUCGGCAACGCGUCUCAUUAGGGCCCAAACCAAGUGGUAAUAGAGGCAAUUUUGCAACUGGGUCAAAGGGACACGAUCAGCGCAGAAUACGGGGUCCGUACAUUACAUCCAUAACCCCUAUCUCUAUCAUUUGCACUGCUUAUAGCUUUACCGACAGGUACUCGCACCUCGCUGUCCUCCAUUCAUGGCAUGCACAAUUUCUCCUUUCAUGUUCGAAUCAUUUGGCGCUCAAUGUUCAUUCAGGAAGAUCUUCACCUGUCCAAAACCCUUCAAAGUCGCGUCAAGUCUCUCACCGCCCCCUUUCAGGCCGAUCUAUGCAGAAGAAAUCAUCCUUGCGUGGCGGAUAUGAAGAUAAAUUUGUUGCUUCCAGAAUACCAAAAGCACCGAGAUUGCACGAAGAAACCAUCCAUACGUUUGAGUCUCCCCCUUUGCUUCAAGGGCUUUCUAAUGCACUGAAAGAGGUCCUGGGCAAGCAAGCACAGCCUACUCCAAUCCAAGUGUUGUCCCUCAACAAUUACUUUUUUCACCGAAAGCAACGUGCUCUACUGAGCCAGACUCCCACUAUCACACUUAUGGCGUCGGAAACCGGCUCCGGCAAAAGCAUAGCUUACCUUCUACCUGUGCUUCAAUCUUUGAAAGAAACGGAAAAACCAUUACUAUCGACAUCUUCACCUCUUCCACAAACACCACGAGCAGUCAUCCUGGCACCAACCCAUGAGCUUUGUCGGCAGCUUAGCGCGUAUGCGAAAUCCCUGUCUCAUGAAAUCAAGAUAAAAACAGUAUGCUUCUCUAACCCCUCCAAGCCCUCGACAAGUGCGAUCCAAGCAAUGAGGGAAAGCCUCAGAAACGAAGAUAGAGGUCCUUCUGUAGUCUACCGCCAGCCUGAUGUCAUAGUUUCUACCCCUUCACGUCUUGCUCACCUCGCUGGAUUGGAAGUGAUUACCGAUAAGGAAAGCCCGUCCGCUGCGUCGCGUCCGAAAAAAUCAUCUUUAUCACGUCCUGAAGUGGCCCUGGACGGAAUGGAAUGGUUAGUGAUAGACGAGGCUGAUGUACUAUUUGACCGCGAUUUCCGGCAAACUGUCGAGGCUAUACUUGCAUCAAGGUUUGAGGGACUUCAAAAUGGCCCUCCCUUGACCGCGGGCCCUCGCCUUAAUAUUAUUGUUAGCACCGCAACAGUUCCCCAAUCGCUCAACAAAUACUUAAUGGAGAGAUUUCCGAACAUGACGCGACUAACAUCACCGAAUCUUCACCAACUUCCAAAGCGACUACGUACUGAACGUGUGGUUGUUUCGGGAACCCAUCCCUUUGCUGUGAUGCACAAAAAGCUAGUGGAAAUAUUCGCCGCUGACAGCAUGUCUAUCGGCAAUAGACAAAAACAAACUCCAUCACGCGUUAUCGUGUUCUGUAAUCGGUCUGAAAGAGCGGAGCAACUGGCAUCGUAUCUCAAAAGCGUGGCUAUGUCAUGUUUCGUGAUGACGAGUAGCAGCGCGGGUCGAAGAAAAGGAUCAAAUAAUCAUAUAGCCGAAUUCUUAACCUCAGCCUCUCCGCCCGAUGCCAAUUCUCAGAACGAUGCCAUACCCUCACCACGCGUGCUAAUAACCACUUCUCUCCUUGCGAGAGGCCUCGACUUCGCGUCUUCCGUCACUCAUGUACUCAUCGCAGAUGAACCGCGCAACGAGAUUGAUUUUUUGCACAGAGCGGGACGCACGGGUCGUAGAGGCCGACCUGGUACUGUUGUCCUCUUCGGCAAGGUCGCAUCUAGGGGUCCGAAGCGAGUUGGAUUUACUUGAUCUAGUCCCGGGAAUUGUAGGAUGUUGUCUCCAAGAAACAUGUACACCUUCACAUAUGCGUUAGGUAGCGAAAGUGAAGACACUUUCGCCGAUAGUCACUCUGGCGGUCCGCGGACCUGGCCAAUCAAAUACUAGUGAAUCGCAAAGUUGUUCGUAUGUUGUAUCUG
This is a messenger RNA of Cantharellus anzutake, 1970 nucleotides long. Its product is annotated as P-loop containing nucleoside triphosphate hydrolase protein. Gene Ontology annotation, molecular function: ATP binding; nucleic acid binding. Bases 328 to 1803 code for a protein of 491 amino acids. The transcript has 4 exons. NCBI's taxonomy places the organism in Eukaryota, Fungi, Basidiomycota, Agaricomycetes, Cantharellales, Hydnaceae. The record is from RefSeq and is a predicted model, not a curated record.